AUGGCCAAACAUUUCCCACCCAAUCACAAAUUUGUUUCUCGUCCUAGUGUCAAGAUUCGAGGCAUGCCACCCUUGAAAAAUAAAAGGAAGAAGAAGAAGGUGCAAAAGAAAGCUCAAAUCCCUCAAGAGGAUGAAUAUGAGCAAUCCGCAAGGGUCCCUGUUACACUCAUUGAGUUUUGCCAAUUGAGUUCUUCUCGAGUGAAUCCGAAGUUGAGGAAGAAAUUAUUCAAUGCAACAUGGUUUCUAUGGAGGAACAUGAGCUUGACACAGAGGUUAACGAGAUUAACCUCCGCUCCGGUCGAAGCAUCCUAUCUGCUGAUAAAGCACAAUAAAAUGAGGAAGCUAACCCCUCUAAGAAGUCUAACGCGAAAGAGAUUAAGGUCUCCUUGUCAGAAAAAAACUGUUGCAGGGGAAGUUUCACCAUCCUCUUCAAAAGCAAAGGACCCUAAAUUUGAUACCCGUAAAGCAAAGGAGUCAUCACAAUCACAUGCACUUAAGUAUGAUAUUUUGGCUCAUCUUAAGCCCAUCCCCACUCCUUUAAGUGUCUAUGACGCUCUAAAAAUGUCGAGAGAGCUUAGGGAAGCACUUGUCAUGGCUUCAAUGAGCCCGGAUUCGUACAAGUCAUAUUUCAAAUCAGCGGAUGCCCAUACAACUGAAACCUCGAAGUUUUGUGCAUCGUGUAUGGUAGCAAUUACCUUUGGUGAAGAUGACUUUCUACUUGGGUCCAAAUCCCAUAAUCGACCUCUUUAUGUCACUGGCGAGGUUGGAGGCACGACCAUCAAUCGAAUCUUGUUAGAUUGUGGUUCGGCUGUGAAUCUUAUCCCUUUAAAGACACUCCAUGCUAUAGGGAUGAGUGCCCAACAAUUGUCUCCAUCUAUGCUGACUAUUCAAGGGUUCAAUCAACUUGGGCAAAAAGCCAUGGGUUCUAUCACAUUGCAAAUGGAAAUAGGGGACCUAUAUUCAGACGCUCUAUUCCAUGUGAUCAAUGCUGACACUUCAGCUAGGAUGUCCGUGGCUCCAUACAUAUGGUGUAAUCCCUUCUACACUUCACCAGUGCUUUAA
Prunus armeniaca (apricot) is the source of this 1062-nucleotide messenger RNA. NCBI's taxonomy places the organism in Eukaryota, Viridiplantae, Streptophyta, Magnoliopsida, Rosales, Rosaceae. The record is from the annotation of a GenBank genome assembly.